This is a messenger RNA of Quercus lobata, 2995 nucleotides long. RefSeq names its product putative disease resistance protein RGA3. The coding region runs from base 245 to 2920 and encodes 891 amino acids. Gene Ontology annotation, molecular function: ADP binding. The transcript has 3 exons. The record is from RefSeq and is a predicted model, not a curated record. NCBI's taxonomy places the organism in Eukaryota, Viridiplantae, Streptophyta, Magnoliopsida, Fagales, Fagaceae.
AUUUUGACCGAAAAGAAAGAAAACAAUUAGAGCAGGCAAAGAAACAGUGAAGAAGAAACGUUGCACUUUCCUCUCUUAUUAUUGUCCUCUCUGUUCAUCUCCAGUUUUCCUAUGCAACAAAAUAUUUGUUCACACUCACACCAGUAGUAGUACCACACCACUGCAAAACCAACCAACAUUCUCAUUUACCAAACUCACAGCAACCGCAACUCCUCCCUUCCUCCACCUCCCAAAACAAAGAGAAAUGACGGAGUUGGCAUUUUCCGUUGCAGAGAAAGUUAUCGAGAAGCUAGGCUCCCUUGCUUACCAAGAGAUUUCCUUGACAUGGAGCAUUGAAAGCGAUCUGAAAAAGCUUCAGGAUACCAUGUCCACCGUCCAAGCCGUGCUGCUGGAUGCUGAGGAGAAGCAAGCAACAAACCACCAGCUGAGCGUUUGGCUGGAGCGACUCAAAGUUGUCUUUCAUGAUGCCAUGGAUGUGCUGGAUGAAUUCGAGUGUGAAGAUCUACGGAGGCAAGUGGUGAAAAAAUAUGGAAGCACUGGCAGUGGCAGUGGCAGUGGCAGAAAGGUAUGCUGUUUCUUUUCAUCUUCGAACUCGCUUGCCUUCCGUAAUAAAAUGGGUCAUAGAGUCAAGGGGAUCAGAAAGAGGCUAGAUUUGAUAGCAAAUGAUAGAGAUCAAUUUCAUCUUGAGAUGCGACUCGAUGAUAAUCGUAUUGUGCACAGGGAGACCCACUCCUUUGUUCGUGAUCGUGAUGUUAUUGGGAGGGCUGAUGACAAGCAAAAGAUCAUAGAUCUUUUGAUGCUCCCAAAUGAUAAUGAUAACAUUUCUGUGAUUUCUGUCGUGGGAAUCGGAGGUCUGGGCAAGACUACACUUGCUCAGUGGGUGUAUAAUGAUGUAAGGGUAGCUAAUAGCUUUGACCCCAGAAUAUGGGUGUGUGUAUCAGAAAAUUUUGACGUUUUAAAAUUGGCAAAAGAAUUGCUUAAAUUGGCAGGUGGUGAGAUUAGUGAAAGCAUGAGUCUGAAUGAAGUGCAAGCUAGAUUACGAAGAAUUUUAAAUGAAAAAAGAUUCUUUAUCGUUUUGGAUGAUGUUUGGAACGAGGAUCGUAACAAAUGGAUUGACCUUAAGAAUUUGUUAAUAGGAGCACAAGGAAGUAAAAUUCUUGUCACUACACGUAGCCACAAAGUUGCCUUAGCGAUGGCUCCUGGACCAAUCCAUGACAUAGGAGGUCUUCCAGACGAGGAUUGUUUGUCCUUGUUCAAAAGAUGCGCAUUCAUUGAAGGGGAGCAUGAACAGUAUCCAAAACUAGUAGAGAUUGGAAAACAAAUAGUGGAAAAAUGCAAAGGCGUUCCUUUGGCUGUGAAGACUUUAGGGAGCUUACUUUAUUCUAAAACCGAGGUGCGUGAUUGGAUCUCUAUAAGGGAUAAUGAGAUAUGGAAACUGGAGCAAAAGGAAAAUGACAUUUUACCGGCAUUAAGACUGAGUUACAAUAAAUUGCCAUCGUACUUGAAACAAUGUUUUGCUUAUUGCUCAUUGUAUCCAAAGGAUUUUAGAUAUCGUAAUCAGGAUUUAAUUCAGUGCUGGAUGGCAAAUGGGCUCCUCAAAAAGUCCAACGAAAGUACUGAAGAGAUGGAAGAUAUUGGAGAACAAUAUUUAAAAGAGUUGUUAUCAAGAUCUUUCUUUCAAGAAGUUGAAAUCUAUGACACUAUUCGGUGGUCAUUUAAAAUGCAUGAUCUGUUACAUGAUCUUUCAUUAUAUGUUGCACAAAAUGAUUAUUGCUUAAUUGAAGACACUAAUAACACCAACAAGUUUGAAAAGGCUAGACACGUUUCAAUUUUGGACCGUGAAUGUGGUGUUGAUGCAACAGUAACUUUUUUACACAAGUUGAGUAACAACAUGCGGACUAUUAAUUUCUCAACUGAUGAUCGGGGCCAAAUUGAUUCUAUUAAUAUUAAUGAAUCUUUGGUGGAAACAUGCAUCUCAAGGUUUAAGCACCUGCGCUUGCUAAAUUUAAGUAAUUCAACGUUGGAAACGAUGUCAAGCUCCAUUAGUACUUUGAAGCAUUUGAGAUAUCUCAACUUAUGUGGAAAUAAGAUAAUAAAGAAAUUGCCUGACUCCAUUUGCGAUCUACAAAAUUUGGAAACUUUGAUAUUACGGGCCUGUACAGCUCUGGAAGAGUUGCCAAGGGAUAUAAGAAAGAUGGUUAGCCUCAGAUAUUUUGUGAUAACCACAAAACAAACGCGUUUACCUGCCAACGGAGUAGAGUGCAUGUCUUCGCUUCGAUAUUUGUCCUUUUACAACUGUCAUAGACUAGAGUGUUUUAAUGAAGGAAUCCAACGCCUCACCACCCUUCGCUGCUUGAGCUUCGAAUUUUGUGAAAGCCUGAUAUCUUUGCCGCAAGGUAUGAAACACCUAACCGCGUUGGAAUAUCUGGAUAUUACAUAUUGUGAAGAACUUAACUUAAUGGAAAGGGAUGACUACCCGACAAGUCUUCAAACACUCCAUAUUGGGGGAUUACCACAAUUAGUGAGUUUGCCCCAAGGGCUUAAAGGAUCUGCCGACACUCUACAAUUUUUAUCUAUUUUUGAUUGUAAGUACUUGGGGGUAUUGCCAGAGUGGCUUCCCGAUCUUAGUUCUCUUCGAAAGCUUGAGAUUUGGAGAUGCCAAAAAUUAUCGUCUCUGCCAGAAGGGAUGGAUCGCCUCACUGCCCUAAGAGAACUGGAGAUUGUUCGUUGUCCUGAGUUAAGGAGAGAUUAUGAGCGAGAGGUCGGCAAAGAUUGGGGCAAGAUGGUCAAAUUCAGUUUUGAUGAUCUUGGAAGAUUGUUCUCUCAGAAAAGGAUGUUCCUUGUGCUUAAAAUUGCCACUGCUUAUCAAUUCAGCCAUAAGAUGCAGCACAGAAAGUCUCAGCCUUCUCUUGUAUUGUAAAUAAUUUUAAUAAUAUUGUGGUGUUCAUUUAGUUUUUGUAAUGAUUAAUGGAGUGAUGUGUGUUUAUUUUAUGAU